This is a messenger RNA of Saccoglossus kowalevskii, 591 nucleotides long. RefSeq names its product protein O-mannosyl-transferase 2-like. Gene Ontology annotation, biological process: protein O-linked glycosylation via mannose. NCBI's taxonomy places the organism in Eukaryota, Metazoa, Hemichordata, Enteropneusta, Harrimaniidae. The record is from RefSeq and is a predicted model, not a curated record. Gene Ontology annotation, molecular function: dolichyl-phosphate-mannose-protein mannosyltransferase activity. Gene Ontology annotation, cellular component: membrane; endoplasmic reticulum.
AUCACAGCAUAUACUCAUAAAGAUGAUAACAACAAAUGGUUGAUUAAAAAGUUUGAUAGUGAUGAAGAUAACUCGGUGGAUCUUGUAAAAAAUGGAGAUUUAAUCAGGCUAGAACACCUUCAGACCAGGAGAAACCUUCAUUCUCAUAAAGAGCCUGCACCUAUCACUAAAAAGCAUUAUCAAGUCACAGGAUAUGGCGAGAAUGGUCUUGGUGAUGCCAAUGACAUAUGGAAGAUAGAAAUUAUUGAUGGUCCAGAUAAGACGCAUAUAAAAACAGUACGAACAAAAAUGAGAUUAAUACAUUUCAUCACUGGAUGUGCCUUGCAUUCACAUUCAAAAACUUUACCAAAAUGGGGCUGGGAACAGUUAGAGGUAUCUUGCAAUCCAUAUGUCCGAGAAAAGAAUAAUUUAUGGAACAUUGAAGACCAUUUCAAUGAAAAAUUACCAAAUAGUAGUUUUGAAGUAUUUGCCCCAUCAUUCUUAGAGAGCUUACGAGAGUCACAUGCUGUAAUGGUUCAAAGUAACAGUGGACUGAAGCCUAAGGAAGGUGAAGUGACUUCAAGACCAUGGCAGUGGCCAAUCAAUUAUAGG